AUGAUCCCGCACUUCAACGGCGAAGCCGUUGAUAUGCGCACCCAAGCAGCGUUGAAGCGUCGAAAGCUAGACCUGGAUACGUUGAACGUGGUCCACCUGUCGCUCAAGAUGCUACUUGCGCCUCAGCCUCAGCAGCGGCCAAAGGGAGGCUUUGUGAACGAGAAGGUGUCGGGCGCGAAGCUGCUCAGCUACACGGAGAUGUUGGGAGAACAGCAAGCCAAAGACGAAGCAAAG
Messenger RNA from Phytophthora sojae, 234 nucleotides. RefSeq lists its product as hypothetical. Lineage: Eukaryota; Oomycota; Peronosporomycetes; Peronosporales; Peronosporaceae. The transcript has a single exon. The record is from RefSeq and is a predicted model, not a curated record. The annotation marks the transcript as partial.